Molecule: messenger RNA, 1950 nt
Organism: Boeremia exigua
Lineage: Eukaryota; Fungi; Ascomycota; Dothideomycetes; Pleosporales; Didymellaceae
Exons: 2
Coding region: 83-1801 (572 amino acids)
Cellular component (GO): nucleus
Molecular function (GO): RNA polymerase binding; transcription coregulator activity
Source: RefSeq, a predicted model, not a curated record
CCAUCACCAUCUUUGCAUCAGCUUUCAAUUCGCGUGUUCCCGUAAGCUCUUUAGGCUCUGUUAAGCUUCACUGCUUGAAGAGAUGGCGGAUAUACCUACGCGACCUCCUGCGCCAGCACCACCGCUCGCCGCCGGAUGGACAGAGCACAAGGCGCCCUCAGGGCACACGUACUAUUUCAACAGGGAGACUAAGAAGUCAACAUAUACCCGCCCAGUCGCCGAAAUUCAGUCGUUCCAUGUCGCUCCCACUGCCCCGUCGUCGUUUACUCCUCCACCGCAGGAUGAUAGCUACAACAUCCGACCUGCCCAAAAUGCAUACAAUCCGCAGCAGCAGAUGCAGAACCUCAUCUUUGGCGGCGCACCCAGGCAAGCUCUCCAGCAUAGCGGGCAGCAACGAGGUGGGCAUCGUGGUGGGCAUCGAGGAGGGCAAAACAACUUUUCGGAGAGAAGACGCGAAAAGGACGACAAGCCUAAGCACCGCAAUGACAUUCCACACUGCGCACCAUGGGUACUUGUCAAAACAAAAUUCGGCAGACGAUUUGUGUGGAACAAGGAGACGAACGAGAGCUUUUGGAAGUUUCCACCGCACGUAAUGAAGGCUGUUGUAGAGUUUGAUCGCAAACAGCGUGAGAAGAAGGAGCGCAGGGAGCGUGGGGAGCCCAGCGACGUCGAAGAUGAAGAGGACACCGCGAUGGCAGACAUCGAGGCAGAAUUGGCUGCAGGCGAAGAAGAGGUGGAGAUCGUCGAGGUUGACGGCGAGGAAGGCAUGGAGAAUGACGAAGAGUACGAGGAGGUCGAAGUGACUGAUGACGAGGGAGAGGGAGCCGAGAGCGCACCUAAACGUCAACGGACAGACGAACCGAUCAGUAAUGAACCGCAAGCUGCAGAAGACGAUGAUCUGGCAUGGCAGCUGGCGCAGAUGGAAGAGAUGGAGAUGGGCGGAGGGUACGAGGACGAAUAUGUUGAAGAAUACGAGGGCGAGGAGCCUGUAUUGACGGAAGAAGACUGCAAAGCACUGUUCAAGGAGCUGUUGGACGACACACGCAAAAGCCCCUACACACCAUGGGAAAAGAUCCUCGAGGAGGGCGUGCUCUACGAUGACGAACGCUACAAAGCUCUUCCCAAUAUGAAGGCACGAAAAGAUUGUUUCGACGAGUGGGCGCGCGAAAAGAUGCAAUAUCUCAAGGAAGAGAAGGCAAAGCAACAAAAACGCGAUCCUCGGAUCCCCUACCUCGCCUUCCUCGACCGCUAUGCAACGCCAAAGCUCUACUGGCCAGAGUUCAGACGGAAAUACAAAAAAGAGUCCGAGAUGAAGGACACCAAGCUCUCCGACAAGGACAAGGAGAAGCUGUACCGCGACCACAUCAAGCGCCUCGGUAUGCGUCCUUCCGAGCUGAAGUCCGACCUCUCAGCUCUCCUGCGCACACAACCACUUGCCUCGCUAAACCGCUCCACAACAAUCGACACGCUUCCCUCCGCCAUCCUCACCGACCUGAAGUACAUCUCCCUCCCAUCAUCGACACGUGACUCUCUUAUCGACGCGUACAUUUCCACGCUCCCAGAGGCACCCGAAGGCGCCGCGGCCUCUGCCGAAGAGGACGCCGAGCGCGCAAAGAAGCGCGCCGAGAAAGAGCGGAGAGAGAACGCGCUCGCCGAGCGUGAAAGAAGGGUACUGGCUGACAAGCGAAAGCAAGAGCGCGAUCUGGCAUACGGAAAGGGGAGAUUGAGAGAGGAAGAGGAGGAGAUCCAGCGAGCUAUGAACGUCGGGAAGGAGGGGCUGAAGAAGCAUUUAGACGAGUAGUUUGGCCAGUCAAUAAGAUACCCAUAGCGAGACGACGACUUGUCGUUUACACUUUUUUUUCUUGCUCAUCGAGCAAUGCACGAUAUAUUAUUUGUGUGACUGGAAUUAGCUCUGACAUUCUGCUACAAGUGAAUGCAGUUACAAACAAU